GAGUUCUUUUUCAUUGACGUGAACUGAAUUUCAACAAGCCUUAGAAAAUAUUCCUUAAGAGCAUCAAGUGGAUUUUGAUUUGUGAAGUUGUUUCGAGCGGUACUUGUUCGGUAAUAAAACAGCUGAUAUUUAAGAACACUUCGUUGUUGAUGGCAGGUUUCUUGACAUUUUUUAACGUUCAUUUGUGACAGCCGAGGUAUCGUUAGCCGGCGCUGUUAGCCAUUGUCAACAUGGCUGAAGAGGGAGAGUUUACAGACAUAAACGGACAGCCGAUUUCGGUGGACUGCCAAAACUACACUCCCUUCUGCAGAGAGUUUACUGUCAGCUCUCCGAAGGUGUCUUUACGCAAGGUGAUGGUGUACACCUGCUCCGUGUGGUUAGUCGCCUAUGCCGUGUUUUUUGUUACAGAGAACACCACUGUCCUGUCUAGUGCCAUCAUCGUGACGUUGGCUGGGAUGAUGCUGCACAUCCACUUUGUGAAAGUGGACCAAGAAACCCUUCUCAUAAUCGGCUCUCUGGGUGUCCAGCUGUCUUCUUUCUAUGCCUCGGGAAGGGAGAGCACAACAUUCAUUGAAAUGAACAAGAUCAAAGACAUUGUUAUUAAUGAAGCAAUUUAUAUGCAUAGUAUCAUAUACUACCUCUGCAUUCUGAUAAAAGACUCAUCAGAGCCGGAUGGAGUCGCCAGUGUCGUCCCUCUUUUCCAGAGUUCAAAGCCAAGACUCAGUUGUCUGGUUCACGUGUACAAAAGCUGUCAGGAGAUAAUUGCACAGAGCCGGUGACAUAAAGUAUUUUCUCCUCAGUUGUCUAUAGUGAAACUGCUUCACUGCAGUCUAGAAACUCAUUGAGAACAGUAUCCUGAAUCACUGCGUCCUUGUGUAAUAUCCCCACCGUGCAAUCUGGAAUUGCUUUCCCUGUGAUUUCUUCUAAUAUUAAAAAAAAAAAAGUUUGGCCUUUUCUGACAGCUGACAUAAAGUGAUCAACAACAGCAACAACAAUAAUAAUAAUAAUAGUAAUAAUAAUAAUAAUGAAGAAAAAUGAUAAUUUAACAAAUUUCAGAUAAAUUGACAAAGUACUUGAUUUAUUAGUAAUGAGUAGAUAAUUACAAACUGAAUCAUUUUUUAUUUGUUUGUUUGUAUGGUUGGUUGUUUUUAUAGGGAAAAAUGAUGUGUAGUAACAUUUUACAUGUAUCCACCGAUUUAUUAAAAUCACUGUUGUACAUGCAUUUUUCAAACAAAUCUGUAAAUAAAAUUAGUUUUUUAUUGCUGUCGA
Pygocentrus nattereri (red-bellied piranha) is the source of this 1269-nucleotide messenger RNA. RefSeq names its product phosphatidylinositol glycan anchor biosynthesis, class H (gene pigh). The transcript has 5 exons. Gene Ontology annotation, biological process: GPI anchor biosynthetic process. The record is from RefSeq and is a predicted model, not a curated record. Gene Ontology annotation, cellular component: glycosylphosphatidylinositol-N-acetylglucosaminyltransferase (GPI-GnT) complex. Lineage: Eukaryota; Metazoa; Chordata; Actinopteri; Characiformes; Serrasalmidae. Bases 231 to 779 code for a protein of 182 amino acids.